GGUUUCCAACAGUCUUCCAGCCUCGGGAAGAAAGCGAGCGCUUCAGCGUAGAGCAUCCCGACACUCAAAAUGGCCAGCAGAAACUGUGCUGGUUUGGCUGUUUCGGCUGCCGCUUCUUCCAGCCGGCAGUCGGCGCUCCUGCACACCCGGGCCCUCUCGACCACCGCGCCUUCCAGCUCGCAAUGCGCUCCAGUGACAAGUAGAUGCAAGAGCCGCUGCAGCAGCCAUUGCAACGAAAAAAGCAGUCAUUGGAGUGGGGCUGGGUUAACCGUUGGCUCUUACUCGCGAGCACGUCAGGUGCAUUCUUCGACUGCUGUGCUCGCCCCUCCCAAAGCUGCGUCGCCAAGCGCACCAGCUGGCUCUCUUCCCCCUUUCGCGCGGCGACACCCGCAGCUCUAUGCUGCCAUCCAGCCACCACCCAAUGCUGCAUUAGCUGCUCUGGCAGCGAGGCUGCGGCUGAUCGGUCCGUCAUCCAGUAAAGAAGAGCAAGAAAGACGGAUACGACUUGUGGCUCAGGCUUGCACGCAUCCAUCAUUUGCUCAAGUAUUGCAACGAGCAAGGGAUGCCCAGCGGAAGCUUGAACGACCAGGCGCAGAGUCUAGCGUGGCCAUCGAGUCUGACGUGCAGCACAAUGCUCAGCUAGAGGCGCUUGGAAAUUCGCUCUUGGGCUUGCUGGGCUCGGAGGCGUUGCAUCUCAAGUAUCCACAUCUUCCAACGCGGGUGCUCAAGGCAGCCUUGUCCGCGUAUGUGGGCUCAAACACGACUGCAGAUGUGGGGGGCGAGCUCGGCCUUGCAGCGCCAGGGAUGAUCCGAUGGGACCGAGGGGAAGAAGGCGAGCAGAUGCCAAGAAAGACAUCGCCAUCGAAGCCAGCCGAAGAAGGUCGAUCCUCCCCCGUUGUGUCGUCGAAGGACGCACGGAGUUCGUCUGUCAAGGCGCUGAUCGGCUUGAUCUAUCAAGAAAAUGGCAUCGACGCAGUGAAGGAUCUUCUGCACACGCGCUUUCUGUCACGCACAGUCGACCUUGCUGGCAUGCUAAAGUUCGAAGAUCCAAAGCGCGUGCUUUCGAAUACGUGUCUCAAAUACGGCAGAGAGCGACCACAAUCAAGAAUGAUCGCAGAGACGGGUAGGCUCUCGAAUACCCCGCUCUUUGUCAUCGGUGUCUACAGUGGGGAGCUCAAGCUGGGUGAAGGCUUCGGAAGCAGCAUUCGAAUGGCGGAAUUCAGGGCGGCAGAGGAUGCGCUGCGACGCUUGUACCUUGCUCAGGCACCUUUCGACCCGCAGAACUUGCCGUCAUCGACGCUUCAAGCUUCUUCCGCCCCAUGGGAAAGUCCUGCCGUGGGUACAAAGCCUUAUUCUGCUCCACCAUUAGGGGCAAGCGAGGUGUUGCACGGAUCACGAGUGUAAUUUGCACUUUUGGGAGCAUAUAAUAUUGAUACAACAUGCUGC
Messenger RNA from Tilletiaria anomala UBC 951, 1446 nucleotides. RefSeq names its product ribonuclease III. Gene Ontology annotation, cellular component: nucleus. NCBI's taxonomy places the organism in Eukaryota, Fungi, Basidiomycota, Exobasidiomycetes, Georgefischeriales, Tilletiariaceae. The transcript is spliced from 3 exons. Gene Ontology annotation, biological process: rRNA processing; regulation of gene expression; primary miRNA processing. Bases 70 to 1404 code for a protein of 444 amino acids. The record is from RefSeq and is a predicted model, not a curated record. Gene Ontology annotation, molecular function: double-stranded RNA binding; ribonuclease III activity.